AUGUUCGACAAGGUCAAAUCAUUUUUAAAUGGACGCUUUAAAAUAACUCGAAAUUUCUGCGUACAUACAUCACCAACUGCUGCCAGUAAAAGAUGCGAUAAAAGCAAUGCAAAGGAUGUACAGGAAGAAAACAAUGCAAAAGUUAGACGGAAGAGACAGCAGGGAAACAAGAGGAUGGGGGAAUGUUACGGAAGAGAAAAUGAGACAAUCAACGAUACGAAGAAAAGCCAUGAAACCAAUCGAUAUGCAGAUUGUUGCCACGGUCCGCUUCACUCAUGUAUUGCUAUUUCGCUUAGCCAGUUCAUACGUGGGAGGGAAUGUUUGCACAUGUUGGUAUGCUUUGUACAAAUUCAACGAACGGAUCAAAUAAACUUGGCAAUAGCGCAAAAAUUCCCUGAGAGCAGCCUGGUCCAAGAGUUACCAGUCAAGCGAUUAGAAGGCGAAAUUUCCGACAAACGAAGUAAAAUGAAGGAAAAGAGUGAAUGA
Molecule: messenger RNA, 486 nt
Organism: Loa loa (African eye worm)
Lineage: Eukaryota; Metazoa; Nematoda; Chromadorea; Rhabditida; Onchocercidae
Exons: 4
Coding region: 1-486 (161 amino acids)
Source: RefSeq, a predicted model, not a curated record